Molecule: messenger RNA, 908 nt
Organism: Dunckerocampus dactyliophorus (ringed pipefish)
Lineage: Eukaryota; Metazoa; Chordata; Actinopteri; Syngnathiformes; Syngnathidae
Gene: gng2
Product: guanine nucleotide binding protein (G protein), gamma 2
Exons: 3
Coding region: 184-399 (71 amino acids)
Biological process (GO): G protein-coupled receptor signaling pathway
Cellular component (GO): heterotrimeric G-protein complex
Molecular function (GO): G-protein beta-subunit binding
Source: RefSeq, a predicted model, not a curated record
CCUUGGUGUUUGGCUGGAGGGUGGAGACUGGGAGCGGCGACGAGGAAGGGAGGCAGGGAAGGAGGGAGAGGACGGUGUGGAUGGUAGCCGGUCUCGCUCGUGUGCCCAUCCUGAAAGCGGGAGUUCAGGAUUCGUCUCCACCAGACUGAUUAAAGAUCAGGAAAGAUCCUGCCAAGGUUGCUCAUGGCGAGCAAUAACACGGCCGGCAUCGCACAAGCCAGGAAGCUGGUGGAGCAGCUGAAGAUGGAGGCCAAUAUCGACAGGAUAAAGGUGUCGAAAGCGGCUGCAGACUUGAUGUCGUACUGCGAAGCUCACGCCAAAGAGGAUCCGCUGCUCUCACCGGUGCCGGCCUCCGAGAACCCGUUCAGGGAGAAGAAGUUCUUCUGCGCCAUCUUGUAAAUGCGGGACUUUGAACGCGGACGACGUUCAAGCCAAAACUAAGAAAGAGAGGAGAAAAAAAGAUGUAGAAAUCUUCUAGUCGUCUCAUACGAGGAUGACAACCGUGGUAAACACAAUGGUGGCGUCUUUUUGUUUUGCGGGAGGUGUAGCAUGUUGACGAGGAGGGUGACCGUGAUGAAGAUGCUAAAAGGAGGAGGAUGAUGACUCUUCAGGCUGUGAUGUGUACAAAAUAGUUCCAAUGAAAAGUCAUAUUCUGUGCUUUUGUUGAACUGUUUAAAGGUGUGUGCGUCUUCCCUGUCCCCCCUCCCCAUAACGCUGAUAUGUGCUUCAACAUUAGUUUGUCUCCCACCCAAAAACUUUUGGUUUCCAAGGGGACUCAAGUAACUGUGUGUGUGUGCGUGUGAAUGGAUCUGACCAACGUCAUCACGUCCAUCUCCUUGUCACACGCAUACAUUCUUUCUAAUCUUUGUACAAAACACUACGCAAAGUAAACUGUGAUGUGCUGGAAA